AUGCACGCCCUCCAUCAGACCCUUCUCCCGCCAUCAUCCAUCCAUCACUCCCUCUUUCUCCCUCACUUCACCCCCUCCACCAUCUACCCUCUCCCCAAACCUUCUUCGGCCUUCGAUACUCAGGACAUCCAAAUUGUUGGCAACCUGAUCGUUGCGGGCGCACAGGUGCUGAGAGUCUUUGAGAUCAGAGAGGAAAAAGUGACUAUCAAAGAAGAGUCUGAGUUUCCGGAGGAGUCAGGAUUGGGUGGAGGGACUGAGGAUGUGCAGAUGGGCGAGUUAGGGGACGGGUUCUUUGACGAUGGUCAUGCAGAUCGUGCUCCUAUCCAGCGCGCAACUGUCAAGAAGUUGCACCUGUUGACGCAGCAUGAACUGCAUGGCACUGUGACGGGCCUAGCACCAUUGCGAACUAUUGAAAGUAGCGCGGAUGGCCUGGAUCGUUUACUUGUUUCAUUCAAGGACGCCAAGAUCGCUCUUCUAGAAUGGUCAAGAGGUGACAUUGCAACAGUGUCUUUGCACACGUACGAGCGAUGCCCUCAAAUGAACACUGGUGAUUUACAAAAUUAUGUGCCAAUGCUUCGCGCCGAUCCGUUGUCACGACUGGCUGUCUUGACCCUCCCUGAGGAUUCCUUGGCGGUGUUACCUGUGGUCCAGGAGCAGUCGGAACUGGAAAUGACAAACGGCUUUGCCAGAGAUGCGCCAUAUUCACCUUCAUUCGUCCUCUCACUAUCCGACGUCUCUGCCAACAUCAAAAACGUACACGAUCUCCUGUUCUUGGCUGGUUUCCACUCGCCUACUCUUGCUCUUCUCUUCUCUCCAUUGUAUACCUGGUCCGGUCGUUAUCAAACGGUGAAGGACAAUUUUUGUCUUCAGAUCCGAACCUUCGACUUGUCCUCUGGCGGCUCAUACCCUUUGCUCACAUCGGUCUCUGGGCUGCCAAGCGAUGCGUUGUACCUGGUAGCUUCUCCAGCAGAGCUCGGCGGCAUUGUGGUCAUCACCAGUACCGGUCUCGUCCAUGUUGAUCAAAGUGGCAGGACAACGUGCGCCAGUGUCAACGGUUGGUGGUCGUAUGUCACCUCGCUGAAACCGCAAUCAUCGCACAACCACCUCAAGAUGGCGCUCGAAGGGUCUAAAUCUGUAUUCGUGGGCCCUUAUGACUUGAUUAUCACUCUUCAGAGUGGUGAUGUCCAUCAGGUUCGGUUUGAAAUGGAGGGACGAGCCGUCGGGUCCAUCUCUGUUGAGGAAAAGUCCUCCAUCGUCCCCCCUCCAUCUAGUUUGACCAAUGCGGGCGAAAAAACUGUGUUUGUUGGGUGUGCAGAGGGCGAUUCUUGGCUUGCCGACGUGAUACGGGAAGAGAUCACACGGGAGAAGAAAGAGGACCCUAGAGAAGAUAUAGAAGUAGAUUGGGAUGAAGAUCUAUACGGUGACAUCAAUGAUCCGGCCUUGGAUCGUGCUUCCGGAGCUCGUCAUGAAGACGGCCCAGCCAAGUUAUCGCUGGCGCCUUCUGAUGUUCUUUCGGCUGUCGGCAAAAUCAUGGACGUCGAAUUUGGCAUCGCUGCUUCGGAUCAAGGGCUGCGUACAUAUCCACAGCUGGUUGCAGUUGCGGGCGGCUCCCGUAACUCGACGUUCAACGUUUUUAGACGCGGAAUACCCAUCACCAAACGACGGAGAUUCAACGAGCUCACGAAUAGUGAGGGCGUCUGGUUCCUCCCUAUUGAUCGUCCAUCGGGGCAGAAAUUCAAAGACAUUCCCGAGUCGGAGCGGGCGACAAUGUUGUUAAGCAGUGAAGGAAGUGCGACGAGGGUCUUUGCACUGUCAACUAAACCAGCCCCUCAGCAGAUCGGACGACUCGAUGGGAAGACUUUGACGGCCGCACCAUUCUUCCAGAGAUCUUGCGUUCUGCGAGUAUCCCCAUCGGAGGUCUCAUUGUUGGAUAACAACGGCAAGGUCAUACAGUAUGUGUCCCCCAAGAGCGACCAGGCGCCUAUCGUCGGUGCCAGUAUCUCUGAUCCUUUCGUGGUGAUACGGAGAGCCGACGACAGUGUCUCAUUCUUUGUGGGCGAUACGGUCGCCAGAACAGUGUCUGAAGUUGCCAUCGCUUCCGAAGGUAAGACAUGUCCUCCAUGCCAAGCCGUCGAAGUGUUCUCGGAUACCACUGGCAUCUAUCGCACCUUCGAGCCGUCCAGAAUGGGCCCAUACGAACAUCUGCAAAGCAACGUGACGGCCAGGGUCAACGGCGCCAAUUCUUCACGCAAUACUCGACAAGCCCAACUCACAGCAGAGCAAAUCAAACAUCUUCAAGAACAGGAACCUGCCAUCACCAUAGACGCGCCAAGCACGGAAGCAGCCAUCAAUUCGUCUCAUGGUACACAGUGGCUUUGUCUCUUGACACGGAAAGGCGAAAUGCAGAUUCUGUCGCUCCCGGAUAUGGCAGUGGUGCUGCAGAGCGAGGGAUUGUCGUCGUCGGCGCCGAGUUUCACUGAUGAUAUUGGAGAGCGAUAUACCGGUGAAGAGAAAGUAGAGGAAGGUGAAGAGGAGGAUGAAAUUAAGCAAAUGGUCUUUUGCCCCAUCGGCAAGAACACUCUCCGCCCGCAUCUACUUGCUUUGCAUCAUUCUGGUCGUCUCAACGCAUAUGAAGCCCAACCUCGUUUCACAGUGGACGCUUCGACACAGUCCCGUCGGUCUCUCGCCGUCCGUUUCAAAAAAGUACAUACCCAGUUACUCCCAAUCUCUGGAGGCGUGAGAACGACGAAUACCGCCGAAACCCGACUGCCGUACUCCAUCAUACCCUUCAGCGAUAUCGAGGGGCUCACUGGAGCGUUUAUCACUGGUGAAAAGCCUCAAUGGGUAAUCUCCACUGAGGCUCAUCCUCUGCGAGCUUUCGCGUUAAAACAAGCUGCCAUGGCGUUUGGAAGAACGACACAUCUGGGCGGCAAAGGAGAAUAUUUCAUUAGAAUUGAAGAUGGUUCAUUCAUUUGCUACCUUCCGCCGACUCUGAACACCGAAUUUGCUAUUCCAUGUGACCGGUACGAAAUGGAGCGAGUCUAUACCCACAUCACAUUCGACCCAACUUCGGCCCACUACGUUGGUGCGUCUUCGAUCGAAGUACCUUUCCAAGCCUACGACGAGGAAGGCGAAAUACAACUCGGCCCUGAAGGAGAAGCUUUGAUACCGCCGACAAAUCAACGCUCCACUCUCGAGCUCUUUUCGCAAGGGUCCCAACCUUGGCGUGUCAUAGACGGCCACGAGUUUGACCAAAAUGAAGAGGUGAUGAGCAUGGAGAGCGUGACCUUGGAAUCCAUCGGAGCUCCUGGGGGGUACAGAGAUUUCAUCGCGGUAGGAACUGGUUUCAACUUUGGCGAGGAUCGAGCGACUAGAGGCAAUACGUAUGUCUUUGAGAUCGUAGAGUCUGCGGGGGCACAAAACUUGCCCGGGUGGAAGCUUCGGCUGAGACACAAGGACCCUGCAAGACAUCCAGUGAACGCGGUCGCAAAUAUCAAUGGAUAUCUGCUGAACACCAACGGGCCGAAGCUAUAUGUCAAAGGGCUGGAUGAUGAUAAGCAACUCAUGGGCCUCGCUUUUCUUGAUGUCCAGCUGUACGCUACGACUCUCAAGGUUUUCAAGAACUUUAUUCUCGUCGGCGACUUGUGCAAGUCCUUCUGGUUUGUCUCUCUGCAGGAAAAUCCCUACAAGUUUUCCACCAUCAGCAAAGACUUACAGGGCGUUUCCGUGGUCACAACGGAUUUCUUGGUGCACGACGGUCAAGUGACUUUUAUCUCGAGUGAUAGAAAUGGUGAUAUAAGGAUGCUGGAGUUUGACCCCACCGACCCAGACUCUCUGAACGGCGAGCGCUUGAUGUUGAAGACGGAGUAUCAUGCUGGCUCCAUUAUCACUGGGUCCAAAGUCAUUGCGAGAAGAAAGACUGCCGAUGAAGAGUUUGCGCCUCAGACGCAGAUUAUAUAUGCGACUGCCGAUGGCGGUCUCACAACCAUGGUCUCCGUCAAGGACGCCCGAUUCAAGCGUCUACAACUUGUGUCUGACCAGCUAGUCCGCAAUGCCCAGCAUGUUGCCGGUCUCAAUCCUCGAGCGUUCCGUACUGUCCGCAACGACCUCCUCCCUCGCCCUCUAUCAAAGGGUAUUCUCGACGGUCAGCUUCUCAAUCACUUUGCUCUGCAGCCGAUAGGGCGCCAGCAAGAGAUGAUGCGGCAAAUUGGCACGGAUGCGGUGACUGUAGCAAGUGAUCUGGCGGCUUUGGGAGGAUUCUGGUGA
Cryptococcus wingfieldii CBS 7118 is the source of this 4266-nucleotide messenger RNA. RefSeq names its product protein CFT1. The record is from RefSeq and is a predicted model, not a curated record. Bases 1 to 4266 code for a protein of 1421 amino acids. Gene Ontology annotation, molecular function: protein binding; nucleic acid binding. NCBI's taxonomy places the organism in Eukaryota, Fungi, Basidiomycota, Tremellomycetes, Tremellales, Cryptococcaceae. The transcript has 18 exons. Gene Ontology annotation, cellular component: mRNA cleavage and polyadenylation specificity factor complex; nucleus.